AUGUCGAGUACUACAUCACGAUCACUCAGCCCAUCUUCACCUUCUUUCAUCUUUCCCAAAUCAUCUCCCACUUUCACAUCUACCUCCCAGUCUAACUCGGACACCACAUCCGGUGGAACCAUCUCUUCUACCUGCGUGGAAACCAACUCGACCUCCUCGCACUCCGAUACGACCAAGGCGAACGACAACAAUCAUAACCACAUCAGAGGAGAAGAUACAAUCUUUCCUUUUCCUUCUUCCAGAACUACUACAGCUAAAUCUUUUGGUGCUGGAUGGAAAUCUUCUUCCUCGACUUCUCCAUUCAACUUGAUUCAGAUGCCAAACGAUCUGAGUGCUCAUCAUGCUCAGACAUUUCUUGGUCCUAUCCGCGACAAAGGUCCUCUCGAAACUCGAUCUAGAUCACCAAGCCUUCCGAUCUUACCAUCACAAACUCAUACGCCGACCAUCAAGAGUUUUACUAGUGAAACUGCAGCUGGAACUCAUCAUCAACCAUCUAUUCUCUAUCCCAUCAAUACUAAAAACCUUCCAAACGAUUUCGAGCUCUAUACGCCAACCAGUCCCAACUCCACCGGUUAUCCUUUCUCACCGAUCGACGAUCAUAUCAACCCUAUCAGACAUCACCCUUCUCUCUCUUCUAUCGAUAUCGAACUGGACGAUCAUCACCACACCCACUAUCCCUAUCAACAUCAUGCCGGACCAAAUGCAAAUGUUCGUUCAUUCUAUCCACCCAUGAACAUCAGUCCUAUCAGUCAUCAUCAAUCUGUACCCAACCUUCCUUAUCACCACCAACAUCAAGGACAAGUACCAGGUCUGUUCAGAAGACCAAGUGCAAAUGUAAGAUUUCAAGAUGACGAUAUUCCAACCCCAUUAUCCAUGCAAGAUAUCAACGAAUGCCAAGGUGAAGUCGAGACCGACGUCAAAAGAGGGUUGAGAAGGAUGCCAGCUUUCAACUUUGGUCAAAUGGGGGCGAGAAAUAAGUUGAUGAGUUCAAAGAGUAUGCCAGCGAUGCCUAUGCUAGGUGAAGGAAGGAAUGUUUUCAUCCAUCGAGUGAAUAAUGAUCUCACGGAAGAGCAACUUCGAGUCUACGCGUCGGAAUUCGGCGAAGUGGUAUCGGUGAAAAUCCCUUCUCGAACCACAAGACCACACGCUUUUGUGAUGUUCAAACGACCCGAUCAAGCUCAAAAUUUCAUCGUGCAUCUGAAGAUGAAGAAUGUGGAAUGCGAAUUUGGCAAGGAGGAUUACCAAGUUCAAAACAAAGCUUUGGAAGAUCCCAAUUCAGCUAAUUUAUAUAUUGCUGGUCUCCCCACUAACCUCAACUACGAGGAACUCGCCGAACUCCUCUCUCCCGGAAAGAUAUGCUCUUGGAAACCUCUGGUCGACGAAGCAGGCAACCGAAGAGGACCUAUCAUGGCAAGACUCCAAACUCGAGUUCAAGCUAAUGAUGCGAUCAAGAAGAUCAAUGGAAAGUACUAUCAAGGAAUGAGCGAAAGAAUUCAAGCUCGUAUCGCCGACUCUGAUGAGCAAAAACAUUUCAAGCGACAUCAGAGUAUGAGCCGAGAUCGACCAAUCGUAGUUCCUCCAAUCGAAAUCACACCUUAUGGAAAUGCCCCUCAAGAUGAGGGUGAUGAUCUCGAACUUCUCCAAACUCGAGAUUACCUCGCAUCUCAAUUAGAAGCCAUCAAUGGUCACUUGGCUAGAACUCAUGUCAGACCUCGUAAUAUUGUCUUCCCCAAUCCUGAAGUCCCAUUUGAGGAUGAUAUCGUCCGCCCUUCACCUGUCCCAAUUGGUCAGAUCCCACGAGGAUGGGGACAUCGACAUACCUCUUCGAACUUCUCUAUCGAUUCUCUUGGUUCUUGGCCUGAUUGGACGGGUACUUGGACUCGUAGCUCCCCUAAUCAAAACAACACUCUUGCUUUCGGAAGCAGUCUUGGUCAUCCUCAGGCUCAACCUCGACAACAAUCUCUCAGUCUUACCAAUCAACAUAACAACGAGGCAAGUAUCGCCGCUUUGAGUGCUUUACACCACGUCAAAUCUUCUCCUGAGUUGGGUGGUAGAUCAGAUAGCGCCAGUAAGCUCUUGUGGAAUAAGGAUGGUGCGUAG
Kwoniella botswanensis is the source of this 2100-nucleotide messenger RNA. RefSeq lists its product as uncharacterized. Bases 1 to 2100 code for a protein of 699 amino acids. Gene Ontology annotation, molecular function: mRNA binding. Lineage: Eukaryota; Fungi; Basidiomycota; Tremellomycetes; Tremellales; Cryptococcaceae. The record is from RefSeq and is a predicted model, not a curated record. Gene Ontology annotation, cellular component: nucleus; cytoplasm; ribonucleoprotein complex. The transcript has 10 exons.